This is a messenger RNA of Ilex paraguariensis (yerba mate), 543 nucleotides long. Lineage: Eukaryota; Viridiplantae; Streptophyta; Magnoliopsida; Aquifoliales; Aquifoliaceae. The record is from the annotation of a GenBank genome assembly.
AUGCGAGGAGAAGAGUGUGAAAUGCUAUUUUCAUCCUCAUCCGAAGAUCAUGAGUUCAUCACUGUGAACAAAAGAGAGUCAAGCCUAAAUCGUGGUGAAGAUCUGGGUGAUGCUUGGAGAAUUGCAGUAUCAGUUAAAGCAUGUGUACAAGGACGCCAAUGUGAUAGCUGUUUAUCUGGCCUCAUUUUACAGUUUACUGUGGGAGAUACACUGAUUUUUCAAGAAGAACCUCCGCCAUAUACAUCACCUGUCAUGCAAAGGUACGAGUCAUUUGAGAAUCCCUUAGCUGGGCCUGGUUCACGCAAUUUUAGAUCCCCCGAAGGGGAGCGGGUGCCUUCAACUGAUGUUCGGUACCCUUCAAGUGUCUCUGGUGCAGAAAACAGACGAAGUGCAUCUUCUAUUGCGCGAGCAGGCUCUGGGCAAAUAUUAAGGUGGAGGAGAAGACAGCAAAAAUCGCAUUUGGGGUGGCACCAUUUCAAGGAAAUUGAUAUCCUCCAUUUGGCAGUAUGGGUCUCAACAAAGAAAAAGGUUGUUUCGAGAUAA